Spodoptera frugiperda (fall armyworm) is the source of this 991-nucleotide messenger RNA. RefSeq lists its product as uncharacterized. The transcript has 2 exons. The coding region runs from base 85 to 894 and encodes 269 amino acids. The record is from RefSeq and is a predicted model, not a curated record. Gene Ontology annotation, biological process: regulation of transcription by RNA polymerase II. Lineage: Eukaryota; Metazoa; Arthropoda; Insecta; Lepidoptera; Noctuidae. Gene Ontology annotation, cellular component: nucleus; transcription regulator complex.
GAUAGUGCAGUCUCCGCUCGCACGUGACGACGCAGGCACACGUACAUGAGCGCGUACGCGCGAGUCAGUUAGUUGACCGAGACAAUGUUUUCGAGCGGCAGUGUCGCGAGUGUUGGCAAAAUGGAGAAACUUAUUGAAGCUGUUCAACACGAAAAAAGUUUAUACGACGUAAGAGACCAAUAUUAUCUGAACACAAAAUUAAAGGAGGCUAUUUGGGAACGAAUCGCAAAGACGCUAAAUUUCAAGAGUGGAGUUGAAGCCAAGAAAACUUGGGAAAAACUGAGAAACAAUCACCGGGAUGCGCUUCGUCGGCAGAAACUGACUAGAUGGAAAAAUGAACCUUUAAAGCCGUGGCGAUAUCAACGACAAAUGGCGUUCUUAGUCCCGUAUAUGGCAAAGAGGACAAAUCCGAAUAACGCUAACAUUGGCGUGAAUGAAGAUACACUAAAUGACGAAUCAUGUCAUAGUAAUUCAAAUACUAUAGAAAAAGACAUGCAAAAAGAUGUUAGUGAUACUGAUAUGUUACAAUCAGAAGAUGAAGAGUCUGAUGAAUCGUAUGCUGGUACAGCAAGUGAUCAAGGAAAUGGAAGACGACUAAAAGAGAGCGCUUUGGAUAAGUUACUAAUCAAAUCGAUUAAGAACCAUGAACGUAGAGCAGCUAAAAGACAGCAAGAACGGGAGCAAAUAAUUGCUAACACUAACAAUGAUUGCACCAUAAGCAAUGUUAAAAAUGAUUCACUUUUUCAUUUUUUUAUUAGUAUGUACGAGACUACAAAAAAACUGCCGCUACAGUCUCAACUCAAUAUUAAAACAAACUUAUUUUCAUUGGUGACCACAGAAGAAUCUAAACACAUGAUGGAAAUGUUGGCUUGUGAACAUCCUUCCUUUUCAUAGUAUUAAAUUUAAUUUUAAAAUGAUUGUUGUACUUCGAAUUGUUCCACUUAACUUUGUAUUUUUUUAUAUAAUAAACUCACUUUAAAAAACGACUGAU